GCCGGUCAGCCAGGCAGUAACCACGUUAACACCUUUUAUUUUGUGUUUACCAUAGUGAUUUCGUGGUAUUGACGCUGUAGAAUGUGACACUAACUCAGUACAAAUGUUGUAGACACGUGUGUGGUGAAUGCAAUAUUGCAGAUUAAACAGAGAGUGGCAAUAGGCUUUGUUGAGAUAAUUUUGGGGAGAGUCACACUGGGAGGAAACUCAAUAGUGGAAUUUCUAGUGGAAGAAAAUAAAGGCCACCAGACCGCAGCUACCCUCAACAACGAAAUCACGCGUUUUAGUGAGAGCAGUGUCCACAACGAAGAUCCUGGGAGACAUGGUGUCUCCGUUGGAAAAAAUCAUCAUCUGUCCAACGAGAACAACGAAUCCUCGAGCCACGACAUCUUUCUCGCCAGUGACGGCGAGUGGGGGAAAAGCAGCGAUUGUACCUUGGAGCUGAAGACCAUUGUCGUAAGUGUUGGUGAUCGCGAAUUCCUUCGUAGUAAUAGUGAUAAUGUUAGCCACCGCCGUAGCAAGGAAACUGGAAGCAAGUGCAUCGUUAUUGAGGGCGAACAAAGUUUUCUUGUGACUGAAAACAUUCAGCUGACAAAAAGUGGAAGGGCCAGUAAGAGUCAACACUCAGUGAUGAGUCGAUCGUUGAAUGGUGCUACUAGUCUGUUGAACUCCAGUAGGAAGGGGGUCUCUCUUCCACGAACCAUAAAGAUAAGCGUGUCUAAAGGGAAAAAUGAAAUGAAAUGCUGUCACAAGUCGCACGAGAGCGAACUAAAAAUCAUAAAUCAAAGGGGGCAUAGAACAUUUAAAGUGUACACAUGCAAGAAGAAGGCGGAGCAGGCGAAUUAUGACUGGAAUAAAAGACGGAUUGUCAUCUCUACGAAGAAACCCUCAAAAGCAAGUGGCAAGAGGAAUGGGAGAGUAACCUACGACAGUUUGGAAACUUGCAGAAUGCCAGACUGCAGACUCGAAAGCCCCCAAAUUGCAGCAAGAGACGGUGUAACACGACACGUUAAAGGAUACGAAGUAACACAGAGGAAAUUGAGUGGAAGAUCGGCUGUAGGACUACAGUCAUACGACAGCAGGAAACAGAUAAGUACAACAAAUAAGGAAGAAUUUGUCAUAAGAAGCCUAAGCAACGGCAGAAGAAUUGGGAAGACAUUCAGAACAUACGAGAGAUGGGGAAAUACUGGAAUAAAGCAGUAUAAAGGAAAAAAAGACCAAGGCAGUUUAGUAAAUGAAAUUAUGAAAGAAGGUAUUAAACUAAGAAAAGAAUUCGAUAGAGCGAAAAGAAGAAAAGAGACAAAAAUGAAAGAAAAAAAACAUUUUACAGAAAAGAGAAUGGAAAAGCCAAACCAUGAUAGACUAGUUAUGCAGGAAGUGAGGCAGAACAGAGGAACGGAUCAUUCGUCUGAAGAAGCCUACGAAAAACUAAUCGGACAAGUAAUAAAGCAUAAAAGACGAACGCAGCAUUCCCCAAAAACAGCCCUCGAUAGACAUGAGAUUAAAGGAAUGAAACAGCCUCACAGAGAACCAGAAGGAUUUUUUAUGGCAAACAUGAAGCGCAGCAGUGAAAUCAAAAGGAUGCAGAGUCUGACAAACGAAAGAACAGGUAUACAACGUGUAAAAUAUCGUAGAGGAAGUAAAAAUACAGGGAAAAUAGAGGGGAAAUUGGAAUUAAAGGGAACUCAACAGGAAAGAGGAAGGAGGGAUACGGAAAGGAAAAGCAAAGAGCGAAGAGUGACACAAGGAAUAAAACUAUGCAAAGGAAUUCAAACCACACCAGCUCAAAUUAACGAGAGAGAGGUGAGACUAUGUAUCACAAGUAACAAACCAGUCAGGAUGACGCGCACAGUUAGAAACGAAAGAGUUUUAGUCCGAGAUGAUGAUAACGCUGAUGGAAUAAUACCGCUAAAAGUGGAAGGAAGUGGGAACGAAAUAGCGAUGAAAGGAAGUACAAACAAAACAAGGGUGAAUAAUAGAAGUAAGUGUAGUGCAAACAAUGGGCUAGUGUUGAAAGACAAAGAAACUGAGUGUGAAAGAAUAAUGAGAAACGAAGACAGCGCUAACGAUAGACCAGUAGUGAGAGGCGAGGCUAGUGGGAACAAGACGAUUAUUGUGAAAGAACUAGACCAAAGUCAGGUCGCCAAUAAGAACUGGCCGAUCAUUAUCCCUGGCAAGUGUGAGCAGGGCGUAGUGAGCGGGACUGCCCCCGAUGGCACGCCUUACUCCAUAAAGCUCAACCUAGCAGGACUUGUCAACGUCAGACCGACCAUCGUCAUCAUCAGCACAGGUAAAGAUUUAUUCAAGCUCUUAAUAGAUAUGAGCCGACUCCAAAUAGAUAUAAGCAGCCUCUAA
Cherax quadricarinatus is the source of this 2355-nucleotide messenger RNA. The record is from RefSeq and is a predicted model, not a curated record. NCBI's taxonomy places the organism in Eukaryota, Metazoa, Arthropoda, Malacostraca, Decapoda, Parastacidae.